Dibothriocephalus latus is the source of this 813-nucleotide messenger RNA. The record is from the annotation of a GenBank genome assembly. NCBI's taxonomy places the organism in Eukaryota, Metazoa, Platyhelminthes, Cestoda, Diphyllobothriidea, Diphyllobothriidae.
AUGGAAGAGGAUUAUUACACCCUUUUGGAAGUUGAUCGUAAUGCCGAUGGUGAAGUAAUUAAGAAGGCAUACCGACGGCUUGCACUUCGCUGGCAUCCUGAUAAGAACCCCAACAACAAAGAAGAAGCAGAGCACCGAUUUAAACUACUGGGUGAAGCUUACGAAGUUCUCUCCGACCCCCGGAAGCGCGAACUGUAUGAUCUCUAUGGUAAGGAGGGUAUUGUAAAUGGUGGUCCAGCCCGCAGAGGCAGUGCACGCUAUUCCACCGCAGAUCCCUUCUUUACACCGUUUGUAUUCCACGACCCUAUGGACAUUUUCCGAGAGGUUUUUGGCGACUCAGGAUUUGACCAACUUUUUGGUUCCAUGUUCGCUGCUCCAGUCCAUCGUGUACAUCGUUCUGCUACAACUGCUAAUAGCAGUGCACGUCAUAAUGGAACUCCUUACUCUCGUCAACAGAGAAGAGCCUCACACCACAAUGAUCUUCGACCUUAUGGUGGUGGAGGUGGUCUCCUCGACGGUAUGCUUGGCGGUAUGUUUGGGUCCUUCUUCGGUGGUGGAUUGUCCGCCUUUGAUGCAUUUGAUCCGCAAAUGGGCGGUGGCUUUACUUCCGUCAGCAGUUCUUCGUCAUUUGGUGGCGGGCUAGGAGGCUCCAUGCGGUCCGUUUCCUCCAGUUGUCGCGUCGAAAAUGGAAGAGUGGUUCGCGUCACCAAGGUGCGCGAGAACAACGUAGAAACUGUUACAGAAGAAGUCGAUGGGCAGAUCGUCAGCCAGACAACACGGGACUGCACUACUGGUGCCAUAACUAUCCUAUGA